Messenger RNA from Purpureocillium takamizusanense, 3015 nucleotides. RefSeq names its product Acetoacetate--CoA ligase. NCBI's taxonomy places the organism in Eukaryota, Fungi, Ascomycota, Sordariomycetes, Hypocreales, Ophiocordycipitaceae. Gene Ontology annotation, biological process: lipid metabolic process. The record is from RefSeq and is a predicted model, not a curated record. The coding region runs from base 153 to 2717 and encodes 854 amino acids. Gene Ontology annotation, molecular function: acetoacetate-CoA ligase activity. The transcript is spliced from 3 exons. Gene Ontology annotation, cellular component: cytosol.
GCUACACUUACUGUGCACACCCUGUCGCACAAUUGUCAUGGCCCCGUCCCCUCUUCCUCGACUCGGCAUGAUGCGGAGCAUGGCGGACCAGUGACGGCGGUUGAGGCUCCGCGCUUCGCCCCGGGUUGCGCCGGGCCGCAGCGGGGAGAAAAAUGGGAAGGCACUACCGUACGUUGUGCAACCACCACCACCGCCGCCGCCGCCGCCGCCGCCACCACCACCACCACCACGAGGCAACAACCACAAAUCCCGAGCCGAAAGCUGAGCUGCCCCAACAAUUUUGCUUCCCCCGGCAGUUGGUCAAGUCUCGUUGGCAACCGGCAACGACGCUUGAAUGCCCUCUCCAUCCCACCGCUCGUUUUUGUCAUUCUUUGUCUCCUCUUCAUCUCUCGCCCAUUCUUUGCCAGGGUCCUCGCAGUAGGUCUGUCGUUGCCGAUUCCACACGACAUCCAUACGUACCGACCGACCCGCUCGCUCGGCCUUCGCUUCUGCCCCUCCCCCACCAUUCAUUCCUCUCCGUCCCUGGACGACACGCCCGCGCAGGUCGACCCAAUCGACGACAGAGAAACGGACGGACGGACGCACAGACAGACACGGGCACAGAGUAUAGACGCACGCGCUGUGUAAAAUCAAAGCAGGAUAUACCAGCAAUGGGCGAGCUCAUCAACGGGCACGGCAGCGAGGAGCUAUGGCGGCAUCCCGACCACGCCUCAACGCCCAUGUGGGACUUUAUCCAGCGCGUCAACGAGAAGCACGGCCUGCAGCUCCACGGCUACCCAGGCCUGUACAAGUGGUCCGUCGACAACGUCUCCUCCUUCUGGGAGGACGUCUGGGACUUUGUCGGUAUCGUGGCCUCCGUCAAGGCCAAAAAGGCACUCCCCGAUGAUGCGCCCAUGUUCCCCCGCCCCGAUUUCUUCUCCUCGGCGCGCCUAAACUUCGCCGAAAACCUUCUCUUCCCGCCCACCUCGCCGCCCAUCGACCCAUCCUCACCCGCCGUCAUCACCACCACCGAGCUACCGGGCGAUCUGCGAUCCACAUCUUGGGCCGAGCUCCGCGAGGCCGUCCGCCGCUGCGCCAAUGCCCUCCGUUCCGCUGGCCUCGGUCCCAAGGACGUCGUUGCCGGCUACGUCUCCAACCACGUCGAGGCUAUCGUUGCCAUGCUCGGUGCGGCCUCCGUCGGCGCUAUCUGGACCGGCAUCAGCCCCGACAAUGGCGUCUCCGCCGUGCUCGACCGCCUCGGUCAGAUUGCCCCCAAGGUGCUCUUCGCCGACAAUGGCACCGUGUACAAUGGCAAGGAGUGGUCCAGUACCUCCAAGACCGCCGACAUCGUCGCCGAGCUGAGCAAGUCCGGGCUGCAGACCGUCGUCGUCAUCAACAACAUCAAGAGCGACCUAGGGCUCUCCGACCUCGAGGCCCACGGCGUCAGGGCUGCCGCCUAUGACUCGUUCCUCGAUGGCGCUCCGUCCGGCGAUCUCGUCUUCGAGCAGCUCCCUCCCUCGCACCCGCUGUACAUCCUCUACUCCAGCGGCACGACGGGCCUUCCCAAAGCCAUCAUCCACACCGCCCUCGGCACUCUCAUCCAACACAAAAAGGAGCACCUGCUCCACUGCUCGCUGUCGUCGUCGUCCCGCAUGCUCUACUACACCACCACCUCGUGGAUGAUGUGGCACUGGAGCAUCGGCGCGCUGGCCGCUGGCGCCACCCUCAUCGUCUACUCGGGGUCUCCGUUCCGGCCAAACUCGCACCUGUCCCUUCCCCGCGUCCUCUCCGACCUCAAGGUCACUCACUUCGGCACGUCGGCUGCUUACCUGACGGCCCUAGAGGCCAACGAUGUUCGCCCCGUCCGCGGGGCCGACAUUGACCUGUCGCAUCUACAGGCCAUAUACUCGACCGCUUCCCCCUUGCCCCCGUCUACGUUUCGCUUCGUCUACGAAGCAUUCCCCAAGAGCGUGAACCUGGCCUCCAUCACGGGCGGCACGGACAUCAUCUCUCUCUUCGGCGCCCCCUGCCCACUGCUCCCCGUUCGCACCGGAGAGAUCCAGUGCGCCGGCCUCGGAAUGGACAUUCGCGUCGUCGACUCGGUCACGGGAGAGCAGGUUCCGGCGGGCGAGCCUGGUGACUUGGUCUGCGUCAAGCCGUUCCCCUGCCAGCCCCUCACCUUCUUCGGCGGCGACGGCGACGCCAAGUACAGGGCGGCAUACUUUGAGCGGUUCGAGGAUGUGUGCGGCGUCAAGGGGCCCGUGUGGCAUCACGGCGACUUUGUCAAGAUCCCGGAUCCAGGCACCGGCAGCCUGGUCAUGCUGGGCCGUUCCGAUGGCGUCCUGAAGCCCGCGGGCGUGCGUUUCGGCUCUGCGGAGAUUUACAACAUCCUCACCAGAUUCUUCGCGUCAGAGGUCGAGGACGCCGUUUGCGUGGGCCGCCGCAGGGCGACCGACAACGACGAGACGGUCUGUCUCUUUGUCGUGAUGGCCCCGGGGAAGACGUUUAGCGAGGAGCUCAAGGCCAGCAUCAAGGCCAAGAUACGGGGCGAGCUGAGUCCCAGGCACGUGCCAGGCGUCAUCGGGGAAUGCGGCGGCGGCAUCCCCAAGACGGGCAAUGGCAAGAAGAUCGAAGUCGCCGUCAAGCAGAUUCUCUCUGGCAUGAACAUCAAGACCAACGCCAGCGUUGCCAACCCCGAGGCAUUGGAAUGGUUCAAGACUUGGGCCGCGGGCCACUGAUGCGGCGGGGAGCGUCUUUGGGACUGCGAGAUGCUAAACGAUACAUGAAGGGCCAAGAAGAAAAGCUGCUUCGCGGCGGGUGUGGAAACGCGAGACGCGAGCUCAUAUUGGGCUCAUAGAUGCCGGAACGCUUAUGACGACGUGCCUUGAGCGUGCGAUACUACUCUAUUGGAUGAUAGGACGUUGAAAAUAGACUUGAACAAGGGGAUACGAAGUUUUUGUCCGCCUCGUAGACUAGUGGUCGAAACCAAAGUAGCACAGCCAAUUCAGAGGGGAGUGUUGACCGCUUAAUCCUGGG